Pungitius pungitius (ninespine stickleback) is the source of this 2727-nucleotide messenger RNA. RefSeq lists its product as uncharacterized. Lineage: Eukaryota; Metazoa; Chordata; Actinopteri; Perciformes; Gasterosteidae. The record is from RefSeq and is a predicted model, not a curated record. The coding region runs from base 225 to 2198 and encodes 657 amino acids. The transcript has 2 exons.
CGUUACCACUUUAAGACGUUCCGUGAGAAAUGGCUCCUCCGGCCUGGAGCGGUGGACCGUCAUCUCCAAACAAGCAGUGCUAAUCGGUUGCUGCUCAUGAAAUUUGAAAUUUGCACCCUCACAUGUACCAAAAAUAUGUGGUGAAAACCCUACCAGAGGAUGAACGUUCUUGCAAAGACUUUUGAGAAACGGUCUGUUGGAGGAGUGGUCAUAAUGUUUCUCUCAUGGAAACCAAUUUUGUAGUUGUCUGGAUAAAGUUUUACUAUUACUGCAAACUGAAAAGUGAUGCCUCAGCCCACCACCAAAACAAUUUCAUCAUGGAAAAUCAGAAAUUGGUGAACAGUAUUGCUAUAACGCAGUUGAGUGGGGAAUCAAGUACUUUCAUCUGCACGGAAUGUGGUGAUGGGUUCAAUCAGUACUCUAAUGUGUUGGUCCACAUGGCCAUUCAUGGACCUCUGGAGUCGUUUUCCUUGGAUGGCUCAUCCAAUGGAUUUGAAGUUCCGCGAGAAUAUGUGCUUCAAGAAAAUGGUACAUUGACAGUUGUGAGUGGUUUUGAGCCACAUUCUUCUGUAAAACCAGUAUCUCCUGGAGCCCUGCCAUCACAUUUUCCAUCCGUCAUCAAACCAUUGUCUCCAACACUCCAGCCACAGCCGUCUCCUUACAGAGAUGUGUUCAGGCCAAGGCCACCAGAUUCAAACUUGGACAAGUCUCGCCAGGGCCAUUACCGUUGUGAAAUAUGUAGCAGAUCUUUUAACAGCCUACAGAGUUUACAUCGUCAUCAGCAAUAUCGAAACACCGAGCGAGGGUAUAAAUGCACUUUGUGUUGUAAGAUCUUUGAAGGCCGGCAGGACCUUAAGAAACACCUCCAAGACCAUGCCAAUGAAAGAUUUCACUGCUGUAGUCAUUGUGGUAAGCGAUUCCUUAAAGUGGAUGCACUUAAUGCUCAUCAGAAAGAAAAUCACCUUGUAACCAAGGCUUCAGCUUUGAGUAAAUCUUUGAAUAAGCAGGAAAAGACAAAUGAAAAAACGUAUACGUGUAGGAAGUGCAAGUGCAAUUUUUUCUGGAUGUCAGAUUUUCAGACACAUUCACUGCACCAUUGCAAAGGCAAAGGGCCUGAUCCCACUUUGGCUUCUAAAAUUGAAAUAGUGAUGAAUUCUGAGAAGAUAGAAGAUAUACCACUUCAAAAUGUCUACAGUAAUGGUACAUCUAUUGAUGUUAAGACUGGUCAUAAUAAAAUCCUGAGGGAUCCUAAUGAGAUUAAUUCUGAUUUGUCUUGCACACCAUACAGAUGUGGUUUAUGUGGGGAUCGUUUUCAAAAAUUAACUGCUCUGAAGGAACAUCAUCUCACACAUCAAACUCAGGAGGAAAUCGAUCAGCUGAAUCAAGAAUCACAAAGAACCUUUAAGCGAAGAAUGCCACCUAAGGGCAGACGUAGAAGAGCCAGUAACCCAAAUGGCAAACUGCAUCCUUGCAAGCACUGUCACCGCGUCUUUAAUCAUUCUAGUAGUUUAUCUCGGCACAUGAGGUACCAUAAGGGUACGAUGCACACAUGUGCAUUUUGUGGUAGACAUUUUCCACAGCGCUGUGAUCUGAGGAGGCAUAUAGCCAUGUACCACAAAACUGAACUGGAGAAGAAACCAGCUUUGAAACCGUUGUACACAAAUCCAGAAAAAGGUCCGGUUUCCAAUUUUCUUAACGGUGACAAAAACCUAAGCUCGCCUGAUGAGAUUACCAAGAGCUCCUCUGACAAUGAACAAACUGCAUCACCAGAGCAAAUCCAAAAGGACAAACAAUCAGGAAAAGUAGGCAGAGUUAACUACAAGUGCCAGGAAUGUGGAAAGAGAUUUGGGCUUUUAAGUGUGUACCAACGGCACUUGCGCUAUCAUAAAAAGGAACCUAGUAAGUGUCCGAGGUGUCCAGCGGAAUUUAAGAACCCUUCCUCUCUGGAGCUUCACCUUCAAAAUCAUCCCAGCGCUGGAAAAGCUGAUGGUGUUGGACAAACCUAUCACGGCACAGGUUCCAGUGGCGACCAUGUCUUAGAAAAGGACCUUGAGGAUGACUUUAUGGACCAUACUGAAAAUGAUAAAGGCAAUUCUUCGGAGGUUCUUUAUGAAUGCACUGAGUGCACUGAGACAUUCUCAUGCUUGGACACGUUUCUUCACCACCAGACUUCUCAUGGCUCAGAAAACAAUGGGUAAUCAUGUCAGACCCACUUGUUAUUGUUAUUGCCCACAAAUGUUCUCUCAGUUAAGUUUUUUGGAUUCUUGCAAAUAUUGUAAUCACUGUAUUGAUGUAAUGUUUGUUUAUUCUAUGACUACUUUUUACUCAAAUUUUCUUUGCCAUUAAACAGAAAUAUAUGUUAAGGAUUUUCAGAAGUCAGGUGACUAAGAAGAUGGGGAGCAUACCAAGUUAGUUUUGAAUUUAAUAAAUAAAGACAAACUGCAUAUUUGAAAUAUGUUAAAUGCAGGUUUAAACCAUGUAUUCUACAGUACAGUAAACUGUCCCAAUUGUUUACGAGCAAGAAUGGGCACGAGGCUUCUGCUUGUAUUUUAAUUCGCUACCCCUGUUACUGUUAAUCAUGCUACUAGUUUCCCUUUUGACAUGUUAAAUUUUACAUGUUUUACUCACAGUUAUUGUGAUAUUGAAAUUGCCUGUAUUAAUAUGUGCAUGUCCUCCUGCAUUAUUACAGUGAAUUUUUAAUUGUGCCAUUAAAGUUGUGCAGAGGAA